AUGGCGGCUGCGACGGCGGCGGCGGCGGCUCCCCCUUCCCCGCCUUUCCCCGCCGCCCCGCCGCCGGAGGGCUCUUCCCGCCCGGGCUCUUGGCCCAACUUCGCCGUCGUCUGCUCCUUCCUGGAGAGGUACGGCGCCCUCCUCGACCUGCCCGAGCUGCCCUUCCCGGAGCUGGAGCGCGUUUUGCAGGCGCCGCAGGAGCCCGGCGACCAGGUUCCACGAGAAUUGGUCGAACUGCAUCUGAAACUGAUGAGGAAGAUUGGGAAAUCCGUCACCGCCGACCGAUGGGAAAAAUACUUGAUCAGGGUAUACCGGUUUUAUAUUCCUUUGGAAAAUAUAAUAUUGGAUGAUGAGAGCUUCACAGUGUUUAAUAAUAUCCCACCUAAAGUGAAAAACGUCGGCGUGGAUUUUGAAGUUGAUUUGUGAUCUGAACUGAACACCUGUAAUUUAUAUUGCUUUAUUUGUUUCUUAGUACGAUUUGAUUGCUUAUUAGUAACCUAUGACUAUCACCAAGUGCUGUAUCUCCUGGUUCUUUGUUCUUGUUUUUUUUUCCCCAAAAUUUUUAUUAGUAAAAGAAAAAUACAACAACCAAUAACUAGUAAAAGACAAUACAACAUCCACUGUUUUGCUUUACAUUUGACUGCGUUUCAAGACAUUCCCA
Thamnophis sirtalis is the source of this 661-nucleotide messenger RNA. The record is from RefSeq and is a predicted model, not a curated record. Lineage: Eukaryota; Metazoa; Chordata; Lepidosauria; Squamata; Natricidae.